This is a messenger RNA of Porites lobata, 32845 nucleotides long. NCBI's taxonomy places the organism in Eukaryota, Metazoa, Cnidaria, Anthozoa, Scleractinia, Poritidae. The record is from the annotation of a GenBank genome assembly.
AGUUUGUUAACUGAGAGGAAGUUGCGAUGUUUUCAGCCCUUAUCUCGCUUUCAGCGGCGUGGAAUUUGUUUAUAUUUUUUCAUGAAAUAGGUAAGUUUCGUUUUCUUUGUCAAAUAAACAUGUUUGAUUUUACUUUUUGAGGGUAGCUAGGCUUACAUAUUGGUUCGUACUUUAUACCAUCACAGACGCUGUACCAUCGUUCACUGAAGAGCCAUCGAAUCCUUCACGUGUUAAUGAAGGGGACAACAUAACUCUUCGUUGGACUUACGACAUUGAUGGCACCUUUCGAGAUUCAACUUUCACAUGGGUACCGACGGGCGAUACCAUAGCAUUGAAAGAUAGCAGCGGCUUGACCGUGGUUCCCGCAUUCUCAGACCAUGUACAAGUGAUUAUAUUAGACAGUGAAGCAACGUUAACACUCCUUCAUGUGAAUAGAUCAGACGAUGGAGAUUAUCAAUACUUCAUUCGGAAUACUAAUUUCAGGUCAACAACAAGUACUGUCAAUGUCUUUGUGCAGUGUAAGUAGACAACAACACAACAACUUAACUAUUCUGUCUUCUUGUACGUAUUCGUGCCAUGUAUAUGCAUCCUCCCUUCCCCUCUCCUUCCCGGUGGCCAAGAUUUUCUCAGGAGGUAAGCUUAUACGAAAUAGAAAUAUGGAAUUUCGUAUGGUUGUAGGAGUGAAAGCAAGAUGAAGGGUUAAAGGAGAAAUGCAAAUUUCAGAAGAUUACUAAAGUAUUUACUUGUCUUGUACCUCUCGAAGCUUCAUAGGAAAAGGACCGAUAAAAGGCAUAAAGGCCAAAAAAGGGCCAAGUGAGACAUAACACAAAGAUCAUAAAAUGUUCUCUUACCUUGAUUUUCACUCUUAUUUUGAAGCUAGUAAUCCACAUCACCUCCAUAUUCUAUGUAAAGUACUUCUGCUGUCUAAAUUCAUGGCAAAAAUCAUUUCUUGACCACUAAAUCGGUCACAAAGAAAUUGUUCAAGCUUUGUCCUGUCAUGGUUUUGUUGCUAGGCAAUUGCAAACACCAACCAAACCAAUAGAAUAUGUGAAAUGAUGUCUCACUUUUGGUUAAGUGAUCCUUAUACAAUUCACGUGCAAGGUAAAUUUCAACAAAUUUAUAAUCCUUGCUUCAAGAGGAAUUCAUUUACACAUUAUAUAUACAAGGCCAAAUAGAAAACAGGCCUCAUGAAGCAGGUGCUCUGACUUUCAGUGGGCUGAAAGUUUAACAAAUGAGUGUGCAGCAGUGUUGCUGCAAGGUGUGAAUGACUAUUUCUUUGUUCUUUAAAGUGCUACUACGACGUAGAUUUGGAAGUCCUUUUUUUCUUUGGUUAUGGAAAGAAGACAUACUAAUUAGCAACCAUGCCAAUUUUUUUGCUCAAAAUUCAUAAAAAUUUUGACAAAAAACAUUGGCUUUCACUGUCUGCCAUUACUUGGGCUACAAAAUGACCAGGAGCGAAAAAAGGGUUGGGACUAACUUGAACGACGAGGAAGUGACUUCAGACUCGCAUCGAUCCAAAAUCUCGUGGCUGAUUUCCUCUGCAGUCUAUGAGAAAUGUGAGAGACCGCCCGAUUGUUGAAUUUAUAACUUCAAAAUGUCUCCACGCCAGUGUGUAGUGCAAGAUUGUGAUCGUAUAUCUGAUCCAGAAGUGGAAAUAUCAAUGCAUACCUCUCCAUUGGAGGGCACUGUCCUUUCCAAGUGGAAAAGAAUUGUUUUUCAACUUCGCAAAAAUUUUAAACCAAUCGGUCAGUUUGGUGUAUGUUCAUUACACUUUACUAAGGACUGUUUUACGUGUGCAGUUCGUAUUCGUAUUAAAGAAACCAGAAGAUAAUUAUGUAAAAACAGGAUCUGUUGCAACAGUUUGGAAAAGGGAGUCCUUUUCUAUCAGUGGACGAAGCUGUCAACAGGUUAGUGAAUCUCCAUAGUUUUUUCCUAUAGAGGGAUGCAACUUUUUAAGAUUUAGAAAGGGUUUUGUCAUCAUGAUCGCAAUUCGUUUGUAAAUAGCGGUCUCUUUGGACCAGUUCAAUUGUUCCUAGUUACUGCUAAGUAAAGAUAAAUAAAGCAUUAGACUUUUUUACAACUCAGAUUCUGAGUUUCUCAGUUCACACCUUUUCCUCAUUUCCUUCUUCUUCGUUGUGAUUGCCUGUUAUGUGUUGCAUUAAAAAUAACAAUUACAAUCAUUUAUAAUCAUUCAGAAUGAAAAACACAGUGAUACUUUUGUUUUCAAAAGAAGUGUAAUCCAUUGUAUAUGGCUCUUGGCCUUGGGAAGGCGAGAUAAAUAAUAUUCUAACAAGCAUAACGUAUUGCUUACCAGCCGAUGUAAAUAGUUUUACGCACAAUGAGGAAUAUUCACACCAUAUUUUUUCUUGGUCACACGCUAAUUGCACUUUAAGUUAGUCAGAAAAUGCUGUUCAGUUACUCUGGUCGUAUAUGUAUCGAAACACUCCGCUUUUACUUUAUUUAUUUUUUUCUUGUUAAAAACACGAUUGUCUUGGCAGCUUGUAAAGGAAAUCUUGGAACAACUUGACCUAAAUCAGCAAAAUGAUACAAAUUCUGAGGUGAAUGAUGAAGAUGUUGAGGUGGGGAUUGACGAGGAUGUUGAGGUGGACAUUACAUAUAUUCAUUAACGCAACUACGUUAUCUUGUAUGCUUUGUGAACUGAUUUGAGUCUGAUGUCACAAUUAAGGAACUCACGUGUGAGACCACUUUCAAAAUUCUCACAGGCUUCUCUAUUGCGAACUGGGUAAUGGCGGACGGAUUUUCAGUGAUUUUCGGCGGGCAAUUUCUUGAUCUAUCUUGUUUCUAAAGUAGGUUGAGUUUGAUCGUCCGGGUGAACGUAGUCCUGAAUAGGACUGUUGUUGUUGACAGUGACUGACGUUUCGGCAACCUGUGCGGUAGUCAUCUUCAGAGCCAAAGUGAGUUGUAUCACGUCAGUUGAUGGUUUUAUAGUCAUAUUAUACUCCAGAGUAUAAUACUCAUCAACUGGCAUAAGACAACUCACUUUGACUCUGAAGAUGACUACCACACAGGUAGGUAUUCAGGACUAUGUUCACCCGGAUGAUCAAACUCGACCUACUUUUGAAGUGAGUCCUGGGUCAUAUUUAGUAUCUUGUUUCUAUUGUUCUAAAUUCAAAUGGAUUAUAAUGUGGGCACAUUGACUGAAUCGACGUUGAAAACAGCCAAGAAGAAAAACAAAAAUUUACGUCGUAGUAGCACUUUAACAUAAACAGCAAGGCUCAGCCAUUAACAGUUGGUCAUCAGACAUUUGUCCAGCAAAUUUGACGUUUUUAUCUAGGAAAGAUAAAGUCUGGCCUGUCACUUUGACGGGGCACUUUUGAUCCAAAUUGAACCUUAAUUAUACAAUGUACUUUAUCGAUGCUUUGGGCAAAACAUUGUUCUGUUGCUUUUGGCUCAACACACACAUUAACAAAAAAAUGAUCUGUAAUUAAACAGUUAAAAAGCAAUAAAUUUGAGUUUAACUGUGCUGGUACAGAAUUUAUUGCAUCCAUGAAUCAGUCUUGUUUACAUAUGUGCAUAUAAGAAGCCUUAUCUUGUGAAACAGCAGUCCAGUACAGUCAGGUGGCCUUUAAAGUAAUAUUGUUCCCAACUAUAAAACAGAAAUGUUUGUCUUUACAUUAGGCUGUUAAGUAUUAAAGACUUAAGAGCUGCUAAGUUUACUUAACCAAAAAUGCAGAUUAGAAGGCCUAUUGUAAGUAAAAUCUCAAGUAACUUUACUUUUCAUCUCAUGAAAGUUGGAAAGGUUAAACAGUUCAAGAAGGUUUCAAAUGACUUUAAAACCAUCCUUAUGACCGACUUAGGUGACUUGCAUUUUCUUGGGUUGUCAGUCAAGCUAUUUGCUGCUUGUAGCUGUUGUGUUUCAGAAUUUUUGAAUUGGGUGUCCACCUAAAGGAGUCCAUGGCAGGUAAAACAAGUAGACUUUUUCUGUGACAAAAUUGUGGCAAUCAGGCAUGAACUGGAUACGUUAUCUAUUACCGAUGCUUCUGUUCUUCCAUUGAUUGAUGACGCCAUAAUUACAUGUGAAUUAAGCGAAUUUUUUCCCACCUCAGAGGAUGAACUUUCUGGUCUGGUGAAAAAAAUCGCCGCCAAAUUGUGUUCUCUUGAUCCUGUACCUGCUUCUCUUUUACGUUAUUGUAUCGAUGAUUUACCACCUAUUAUUAAGAGUCGUAAACCUUUCAUUCAAUUCAGCUUCAAUGCCAAGUUCCAUGAAGAAUGCAGUGUUGUCUCCUCUGCUGAUUAAACCGUCCCUAGACUUUGAAAUAUUUUCUAACUUUCGACCUGUAUGUAACCUGAACUUUUUGUCUAAAGUUAUUGAAAAAGUUGCAGCCAUGCGUCUGAUGAAUUAUUUGUGUGAUAUUGAUCUGAAUGAAAGUCUUCAGUGUGCUUAUAAGAAACACCACAGUUGUAAGACAGCGCCUCUACAUGUUCAAAAUGAUAUACUGAAAUCAAUUGAUGAUAAACAAUGUGUUGUUCUCUUGCUGUUAGACCUAUCAGCAGCCUUUGACACCGUCGAUCAUAAGAUCUUGUUACACAGACUGCGCUCCAGGUUUGGUAUAAAAGGAAAAGCACUUUUGUGGCUUAUGGAUCAUUCCCAGUCAGUUCAGAUUGAUGGAUUUACCUCUUCAGUUUGUGCGCUCAGAUUUGGUGUACCCCAGGGGUCUGUGUUGGGUCCGUUGCUGUAUCUGUUGUACACAGCCCUACUAGGUGACCUAAUACGAUGGCAUGAUAUGGACUUCCAUCUAUAUAUCUGAUGAUACUCAACUGUACACCACCUUCAGUUGCGAAGAUAAGGAUGAUCUUACCACUACAAUUUCCCGGAUUCAAAGCUGUCUUGUCGAUGUCACCAACUGGAUGACUACUAACGUUCAACUGAAACUACUGACAAAACGGAACUUCUCAUUCUCUAUUCCAGGUUCAGAUUGCUCCCACGGCUACCUUCUAUUAAAAUAGGAACUGAUAUCACCAAGCCUACAAAUAAGGCGCGUAAUAUCGGCGUCAUUUUCGAUAACACUGUAACGAUGUCUUUUCAUAUUAACAACAUAGUUAAAGUGGCAUUCUACCACCUUAGAAAUAUUUACAGCUAAGACUAGGAGUAAUCGGAGCUUAGGAGAGUGCGUUUGAUAUAUUUGUUAGGCGUACAGGUAGCAGUUGAGGGGGAAGGGUAGUUGCGAUAUAGAUAAAUAUGAUUAUGGCAUAUUUUGAACGUAAGGGUUAUGUACAGCAAAACCUCUAUUUUUACUGUGUAUCAUUAUAAGAAGGUUUUGAAAAGAUAUCGUAUGGUUCGGUGUCAAGUGCUUGUAAUCGGAGGAGACAUUGGCCAGAGUGUGUCGGGCGUGUAAAUAGAACAUUUUGUUUUACUGGCACGAUUACAGUGCGCACUUGCUCAAAGGCAGAUUAGUGCUUAACCCAGGAUUCUUUUUCUCUCUUCAAAAAUCUUUCUUCGGAUAAUUUUCUCUGUUAUUUUUAAGAGCAUCCAAUCAUCAACUUGUUGACAAAAUGAAUUAAAUUGAAUUUACUGUUUUAAAAGCUUUCACAUCUGAAUUCAAACUUCGCACUAACUCUGUCAAAACCUUCAAUGGAAUGUGUGUGCAGCUCACGUCAAUAACUUUUCCAGUAAUUUGGACGAGCGUGUUGAUUUCAGUGACUCAAGAGUGGCGCUACUGUGGGCUGGUUUAUAAAGUUUUCCUAAUAAAUAACUUCUGGUGCCGAAAAUAUCACAAGUCGUGAUCAAAUGGCGCGGCCGAGCUUCACAUCUCAGUAGAUUUACAUUGUGACUCAACAGCCAAGCUACACAACUCGGUAAAUUUAUUUCACAUCUCAGUAGAUUUACUUUGUGGCACAACGGCUGCCGAGCAACACAACUCGGUAGAUUUACUUUCUGACACAACGGCCGCCGAGCUACACAUCUCGGUAAAUUUACUUUGUGGCACAACAGCCGCCGAACUAAACCCGGUUUGAUGCAUGUACCAGGAGUCGCAGACAUUUUCCAAAGACAGGGACAAAUCAUGCUGAAAAAUAUGAAGGCUUAGUCCAAAGUAAAAUUCUGAAAGAUGAAGGCUUUGGACGAUUCAGCAAUCACAGAUCGAUGUACACUUUACGAAGAUUCAGCAAACUUUUUAAAAGAUGCACGCUUUACGAAGACAGAAUAUCAGACCUCAGCAAACCUUUGAAAGGACGCAACACGUGAGUUAGCGCAUCAAAGUGAGGUCAAACGUAAGCAAGCGCCUCAAAGCGAGGCAAAUGUGUGUAGACAACGAAAAUGCAAUCUCAAAAAAACCUCCCUUAUUAAUUGCACAGGACACCCAAUAAUGCACAGAAUGCCCAACACAAAUUAGGGGUUGUGUUCUCGUACCUCGAAUGCAAUUAGUAAGUAUAUCAAUGUCACAACGGCUGAAGUUCUUGUGCAAGCAUUCAUAAAUUUGAUGCUGGAUUUCUGCAACUCACUUUUACAUGGUCUUCCCAAGUAUGAAAUUAACAAACUGCAAAGUGUCCAAAAUGCUGCAGUGCGUGUGAUUGCCUGCUUACGUAGGUUUGAUCACAGAAGUGAUACUCUAAAGGAGUUGCACUGGCUACCAGUGGAGCAAAGAAUAAUCUUUAAGAUUAAUCUUAUUUGUUUUAAGAUACUCAACAAUUUAGCUCCUGAUUAUUUUUAUUUUGGUUGACCUAAUCCAUGUUUAUGAACCUGCGAGGUACCUUUGCUCAUCUUCAGACAAGUGGCGUCUUGUUAUUAAACCCUAUAACUUAAAGACAUAUGGUUUAAGGGCUUUUUCAGUCAUUGCCCCUAUACUCUGAAACCAUUUGCCUAUUGACAUUAGAUUGAUCAUGAUGUAAAUAAGUUUAAAUCUUAAUUGAAGACCUUUCUUUUUAAGCAAGUUUACGAACUAUCUUAGGUUUUUUAUUUUGUAGUUUUGUGACUAUGUAUAUAUAUAUGUAAAUGAUUUUAGGAUUUUUAUUUUUUAUCAAGACCUUUUUGAAGCAUUGUAAAGCGCUUAGCACUGAAAAGUAUAGGUGCUAUAUAAAUAUUUUUUUAUUAUUAUUUAUUAUUUAUUAUUAGUUCGCCAGUUUGGAGGUCUUGGUCAGAGCCAUGCUCUUCCUCUCCAACAUGCAGCUUGAUGACUUUCUUUUCUGCACUAAUUUAAGGGUAAUCUGUGUUAAGAAAAUGAGCAUAACCUGCUCUCAUUGAGCGAAUGAAGGCUCCCUACUUGCAUUAUGUUUUAAUUCAUGAUUUGAUGCAAGUGUAAACCAAAAUAGGCCAAAGGUAUACUAGCACUGUACAUCAACUUCUGCCCUAUAGACUUUUGUCAUGCAGUGGCCAUUUUGUCCCAUGAGAUAAAAAAAACUAUGUACUUGCAUGGCUAGCCUCAUUCUCACUGUGAGUCUAAACAUGCAAAAAAAAAAGCUUUUUAAUCUCCUCAGACAAAAUGGCCGUCAUGUAACAAAGAUCUAUUAUGGAUUUAAUUUAGAAAACCUUUGAUAAGCGGUCACUUGGCUAAUUCCUGAGGGUGACCCGCUUAAUAGAGGUUUGACUGCGAGAUGUCUCUGUAGCAUUAUAAAAUGGUGGUCUUGGAGCUGCUUUGGCAUGAAUAUACAUUUUUAUGUUCACUGAUAUGUGAUAAAAACUAACAAAUUGACGCUUUCUUAUCCGUGCACAAGAACACCCCUACAACCACCUCUCAGUUUCAUUGGAACAGCCAGAGAAUAUUGGACUUGUGGGCUAGCGAUUGCCCUCAGAAUUCACAUGUAAUAAAUCAUAAUUAUCAUAUUUGACCAUUCCAACUAUAAGGUACAUGUAGCAACUUUGUUGAAAAAUGAGGAUAGCUAGGUUACAAGAGGUUUUAAUCAGUAAGGCUUUGUCAACAGGCUCUCCACUACUCUCCCUUAACUUAUAGUUUGUUUUAUCGGGAGGUGAAUAGAGUGAUGGAUCAUUAAGUAGAAGGAAGCAGCCCUAGAGAUACUAGUACCUGUUUUAUUUGUGCAUUUUUUAAUCAACUUUGAACAACUUGCAUGUAAUACUUAUCAGAGAAUGUUUUAGAAGGUUUCAAUUUUCCUCCCUUAUUCUUUUUUUCAGUCAAACCCGAGAAUGUUCAGCUGUCAACAAAUGCCACUGGAAACCAAGCCUGUCUUGGAAGCUAUUUGAACUUCACUUGCUCAGUUGGUACUCAUGGUAAUCCAGAAGUGUACUACUACCAGUUGUUUAGAAAUGACACUUUUUUGGGCACAAGCAGUUCAGGAGAGUGGAUCAGGAUGCUGUCAAGCAGUGGAGUCUUCACAUACAAAUGCCAGGCCAACAACACUGUGGGAGCAACAAACAGCACAGCCGUUACCAUUACUGUUGGAGGUAAAUAUCAACAAUAGUUGUGCUGGUAAUGUUCAUUGCCAGUACGUUUGCGCCAUUCAAUAUGUACAGGCCUGUUGGUGUCCUUGUACAUUGUGUAUCAGUGUGGGCUUCAAAACAUGCCAGGAGGUUAAAAACCAAUCAGGGGUCAAUUUAAUUGAAACUUUUACAAGACUAGUGUAAUUUACAAGUGUAACCUAUUGUUUUCAGACCUGGCUAAAACAAUGGGUUGAAAAUAACACUUGUAAAUAAGUUUUAUUAAUAAAAUUAACCCAGCAGUCUUCUUCUGCACUUAUCAUGAUCCCAUUCCAAAUACAUACCUAAGACUGUAUAAAAUUACAUAUCAGUAUGAAGUGGAAAAAUGCUUGUUCCCUUUAGCCAGAGCUUCACAUAGAUGAUAAAUUCCUUAGUAUGGUAAGAUCUGGUAACAAGUGACUGAAAAUGAUUGGCUGGGGUUGGAAAGAGUCAUUUCUGUCACUAUACAUUUAAAAUGAGAGAUCACCUAUAGCCUAAGGGUCCUUUUGAUAUUUGUGGAUUUGUUCUCCUGAGGACUAGGACCUCACAUGUAAAUGAGGCUUAGAGGACACAAGAUGGCUGGUCUUUGGCGGUAGGCAGUUUCAAACCUUUUAAUUCCUUGGUUAAAAGAAUACUUAAAACAAAGGGCCAUUCAAAGCUCAGGAAAACAUAAGGUUGAACUAGAAGAACUUUGUGAAAAAAGUAGGGUGAUGAAAGUCCCAAAGAUUGCUACAUAAGAUGAAAACAUCAGUCAAUCAUAGAAUUUCAAUGAAAGAGCAACUAAAAACCAAUGAGGGAGAUCUGGGAAAUCCAUUUGAUCACAAGAACCUUAAUGGACCAAAAAUUUUACUUUUGUCGCAGACUUGAGAUUCCCAAUUUUUAAUUUACCUGGCAGGAAAAUAUCCCUUACAUUAAAUGCUGAAAGCCUAAAAUGUUUACAAAUCUCUUGUGGGGUACAAGUUGUAUUUUGAUGGACACAUGGAAGACCUUUCCUAUCAUCCUCCUGAACCCAAUACUAGUAGUUACGGUUACUUCAAGUGCAUGAUCGAAAUUGCUGGAUCCAGUCAUUCACUCCACCUCGCAUCAAAGAUGUUGGAAUUGUUAGUUAGAAUAACAUCCAUAAUGGUCUCAGGAGUGUGUGACUCCAGAGUUUGAACUCUGGUUGGUUUAAAUUUCGUUCCUCUUCUACAUAUAGAUGUGCUAGAAUUUUUUUACUUCUGAUGUAUUGGGUCUCAUUCUAUGAACCCUAAAGUUUAUUAAGGUUUAAUUAUAUAUACGACAACAUUCUGUUGAUUCAGAGAGGCCUAGUUUGAGGUGCGACUCAGUUCUUCCUCCAGAAGAAGUCUACAGUAACCAGUUAAUUUUUCGGUUAGUCUAUAGAUUCCAACUAGGAUUAGUUUUUUUCUAUUUUUAAGCUGUUUCGAUUCAGUUUUUCGGAGGCCAUACCGAUAUUUAUUAAUCGCCUUAAAAGUGAUUUUAUCCUUGUCCGAUUGCUAUAAAAUUUCCACUAGUGAUCGAAUAUGAAUUCAAGUUUGUCAAGUUUUUAAGUGAAUUUGAUAUCACUAUGACAACAAUAAAUGCAAUCAAGAACAAAAUCAGUUUGUAUAACUGGUUAUUAAAAUACGACUAAAAUAAAGGUUUGUCAAUUGAGUUUCUCUCUGUUCACAAACGAUACGAAACACAGUUUGAAAAUUCAAAACUUUGAGAGCAAUCCUCACAAAAACUUGUUUUAAAAAAAGUCAUGAACAUUAACUUUUGUUCUUGUACCUUUUUAGAUCGCAUGUUGUUGCCUUAAGUUUGAGUUCAUUUGCUCGGUGAACGAAUUUGUUUGAUCAUAACAAAGAUAACCUUAGGCUGGCGAGGAUUUCAUUGUCACAGGGGGUCACACGACCAGCCGCAACCAGGGUUCUUUCUCGAGGAAGGAAGAGAGAGAACCCUGGGAAUGACGCCACAAAGCCUGCUCUUCUGUACUGAAGACUUAAAGAAAUCAAUUUAUUCAAGCUAAUUUAUUCAACGUGUUUUAUCACUCAGUUUUUGCACCACCUGACUCUAGCAGCGCUACUGUAUGUCUACCCAGACUCAACGACAGCGUUAAACAUGAACUAUCUGAAGUACGUCUUAGCCCUAGCAACAUUUAUAAACAGCUUCAAUCGCUUGACGUUAACAAAGCUUCCCUUGGUUUCCCAGUAAGUUAUUGCAAGCAUGUGCUAAUAAAAUUUCACCUUCGUUAUGUAGAUUAUUCAAUUUGUCCUUAGAGCUUGGGACAUUUCCUGAAAAAUGGAAAGACGCAAAUCUUAUCCCUAUUCAUAAAUGUGAGUCUAAGACGAUGGUUUCAAACUACCGUGGUAGUUUAUAAGGAGAUCUUCAGUGUUAUUUGCCCGCAUCUUACCCACUGGCAGCAUGGUUUUCUACCAGGAAAAUCCACUGUGUCUCAACUAUCUCAAGUUGUUCAUCAAUUAGCUAACGCUCUUGAGAGGAGACAACAAGUUAAUGUUAUUUAUUUAGAUUUUUCUAAGGCUAUUGAUCUUGUGUCUCUCGAAAAACACCUGUUUAAGCUAGAAUGCCUUGGUAUUGGUGGAUCCUUGUUGGCUUGGUUUAGAUCAUAUUUAUCGGGUAGAAGACACAGAGCUGUGAUAGAUAACGUGUCUUCUGAUUUCAUCCCUGUAACAUCUGGAGUCCCGCAGAAGUCAAUUUUGGGGCCUUUACUGUUCUUGCUUUUUAUCAAUGGUAUGCCUAAUGCGAUUUCAAAGGAAACAUCUCUACCCCUCUUUGCUGAUGACUCAAAAGUUUUUUCGCUUAAUUCUAGGGCGGGAUGACGGUGACAAAUUGCGGGGUGACUUGAACAAGUUAUUUCAGUGGUCUCGUAUCUGGGGAAUGAAGUUUAAUGCCAAGAAGUGUAAGGUUUUAAGGGGGGACUCGUAUAAGAUCAAUCAAUGACAGGGACUAUUACCUUGGUGGGAUUAAGUUAGACCGUGUUGAUGUUGAGAAAGACUUGGGGGUUUUGGUUAGCCACAAUUUAAGCUGGAAUGAUCACGUUGAUCUUAUCUCCUUGAAAGCUCAAAGAGUGCUUAAUGUCCUUUACCGAACAUGCAGGGACAUAUAUGAUAUUAGUACAGAGAAAUUACUUUAUAUUGCUUGGGUUCAUUCGCGCCUUCAAUAUAUGCUAGCGUGGUAUGGUCUCCUCAUACCAAACGAAACAUCAACAAUUUGGUGCAACGCAGGGCUACAAGAUUCAUUUUUGGAAGGGAUUAUUCUGAGCAUGAGCGCCUUAGUAAGUUAAAUUUAUUACGUUUGAAGUAUUGCAGAGAAAUUAAUGAUUUCGUUUUCUUUUUUAAGUAGUAGCAGAAACUCAUAAGGGGUUGAAACGUGUAACUCUCAUAUGUUUGCUUUGUCCGAUGCUCGUGAUUAUUCAUUUUCGAAAGUACCAUAUUUGGAACGAGAAGAAGAGAUAACUGACCAAUCAAAUUUCGUAAACAACGAGACGUAAUUUUCCUUCAGGUUCCCGCGCCCGCUUAAAAAAAUGGCCGACAAACGGGAGAAAAACUCCCGAAAGCCGCGAAAUCUUUCAAAGGUUGAAACCAGGAAUAUUACCGAAACACUGAGCAGGAUAUUAUUGCUUUACCACAGACGUAACAUUAUGAAACCCAUUGACGGCCUCGCAACUUCUUGGAAGUUGUCACUUCAAAAAACGAUGCCUCGUUGACCCUCUGCACAGUAAACUUAUACUGCAAAUAGGCUUUUAAAAUUCUUAUGUUAAAAGUCUAGAAUAAACAGUGAAAAAUAUUUUCGAAUAAAAUUCUUUAGCUGCUUAUCGAAAAGUGUCCAAAACCUGAACCUGACGUCUUCGCAAAAAGUGAUGCUUGUAAUGAAUGUGAGAAGCAUUUUAAAAGCUUAAAUUAAACUUAGAUGUUGUAGUCACGAUCGUGUUUUGAGCUAAUUUUAUGAAUGAACAAACUCAAAACAAUAGACAGAGAAGCCGUUUCUUGAAAUUUUUUAUUCAAAGUCCAAAAAGUUAAUCCUUUAAAGCAAUUCGGAAAACACUAUCUGGAUCGUGGAUCGGUUCACACAAGUGAAAUCGGCUAAGCACAUGGCAAAAUUCAACACAAAAUCCAUCUCAAAUCAGGGCACAUUUUGUAAUUUUUCUUUAGCGCCGAAGAGAAAAAUUUAUAAAACGUCUAUGAAACAUUUAAAUAUACAUAAAUUCCCUUUCAAAAACGUAACUGUCUUGGCCAUAUAGAGCAAAAUGUACCUGACAAUUCAGCAGAAACUUCGCUGACUUGGUUGCAUUUCAAAACAGACCAUGGGCUCCGCCGUGAAGAAAACAAGGUUGAAUUCCUCGAAGGACGAUUUCUUGAUGAAAAGCUUCCCUUUCUCCACAAAAAGAAAGUGAGCAUUCUUUUGAACUUUCUCUUUCCAUUUUUUGUCUUUUAACGGUGUAUUUUUACUCUUGUCUUAAAACAUCUGCAUGGUGAUCGCGCAGCAGCCAUUUUGUUGAAAAUGGAUAUCCGUCACUAAGGUUUCCAAAUAUGGUCAAAAUGAAUAUUCACGAGCAUUGAACGCGAGUUACACGUUUCAACCCCUUAUGGGUUUCUGGUAGUAGUAAUAGACGAGGGGUUCUACGCAGUGGUGGAGGUGGUUGAGUUGACGUCACAAUAGAUGAUGAUGUAGGCAGUAAAAUCAUUGGCGUGUUUCAAUUGAUCCGUGUUAAGUUAUUUUAUGUUUUUAUUGUUUUUAUGAUAAUAAGUCACUUGAAGGUUCUCUCCUGGGGUUUUUCCUGCAGAGCUGAACGAAUUUGUAUGCAACGGUGGGCUUGCGAACUCACAUAAUAAACUGACUAACGAUGUCCAAAAGUGGUCGAUGGUGGACAACAACCUAUCGCUCUAAUCACUUCGCAAUGUUAGAGUCUUAAAUGAUUUUACUGCCUACAUCAUCGCCUUAUAUAACUGCUCUCAGAUUUGAUAUAUUAAAGUGGGAUAAAUAACAGCAUAUAAUUGUCCCCAUUCUUCCUGCAUCAGUUCCAGAUCCUCUGCAAAUUUCAAGAACACCAAAACUCUGCCCAAAUUAACUCUUUAGAAUACUUCAGAAUGGAGUUCUUUCAGUGUGGAAAUUGUUGAUCCUGAGAGGUCGCAAAAUGUUUUCUUGAGAGACGUUAUUUCUUUUAAGGGGGGAGCUAUGGCCCUCGCGAUCAUACGAUGUAAGCUUUAUUCUUAUAAAAGACUGAAUAAUACCUAUUUUCGUUUUGGAUGAUAAUAAUAAUUAAUCAUAAUAACCUUCAUUCAUAUGAUCUUAAAAAGAUAAAAGUAAAUAAUGAUGUCAUAGACUAUACAAAAUAGCUGAUAAUGUCAAAAACCCCUUUCUAAUUUAAGCUGAUGAUGUCAUCUCACCAGUUACCAUAUUAAAUGGCUAUUUUUAUGAUGAUCGCAUCGUUUUUUGAUGACGUCAACUCCCUAGAUUGUUAUACAGAAUACCUUUCUAUUUUUAGAUGAUGAUCUCAUCAUUUUAAUCCCCUGAGCUAUUGUGACGUCAACUCCACCACCUCCACCACUGCGUAGAACCCCUCGUCUAUAACUACUUUAAGUGUCUUAAGAAUAUAUAUAAGGCAAACAUUUUAAAUUAUGUAUCGUUUCGCCCUUGUACCAAACCCCUCAGGAAUGUUGAUAAUUUAACGCUUGAUGUCCCUUUCAGCAGGACUGACGUCUUUAAUAAUUCUUUUUUUGUUCGGAUCUGUCGCCUGUGGAAUGAAUUACCUCUUAGUAUAAGAGAAUCAAAUACCUUGUCAAUCUUUCGUAAGAAUUUGAUGGCCUUUUAUUAUGACAAGUUUAAUGUAAAUUUUCUCUGAUAUCACAAUUGGCAAUUUUUCAAUUGAAUUUCAUUUUUGAGCUAUUUUGAAAAAAUAGCUCAUAUGUCAGUGGUGUGAGCGUAUGUAUCUUUGUGGCUUUGUAUCUUUGUAUGUUGGGAUGUUUGUUGCAAGAGCCAAUAAGUUUGAAGGUACUAUGAGUUGAUGCUUAGGAACCAAUGAGAUCUUGGCAUCUAUUUGAACAUGGUAUUGGUAAAGGUCGAACUUUGAGACCGCCAUCUUGAUCCUUCACAAUUUUUUCGUCUUUUAUUACGGGUACAGGUGUUUGGAAGCAUUACAUAAAAUAUCUUCAUGAUUCAAACGCUGUGAACAGUGAUGCAGCUGUUUAAGGGUUCAUAUUUAAGUGUGGAUGCUGCUUCGAGGCAUUUCUGACCUAAUUCGGCUAUCGGUACAACGCACGUCAGUAUGAGUUCUGUUUCACCUGCUACAACUGGGUAGAGUAUAAAAGAUCAUAUAUUUUCAAAUCUCUUCCAAUAAAGCAAUAAUUGAUAUUUAGAUAUAGACUUUAAUUCGAAAGUAUGCGCCCUAUAAAAUGUGGUUUUAGAAGUUUAAAAGGCAGCUUAUUUUUUUGAAAGCUGUAUCGAGUAUUGUUAAUCCGGUAAACAAGCUUUAAAAAUAUUAUUCUCUCGCUUACAAAGUUCAACCGACCUUUUUCGUUCUAUUUAGUAAAGAUGCGUAACUUCAGUAGAAACAGUAGCGUUAGGGAAUAAAAUUGGAAGAAGCUAGUUGACACAAUAAUUAGAUACUGUUAUAUUGAGUGGAGCAACAUGAUAUAAGUAGAAAUGUAUUUCAGCAGUUUGAUAAUUUUCUUGGAAGUUAAUAAAUGUUAGGCUAUCAACCUUGACGUUGCAUGAAACAUAAUUUAAUUGCAGAUGUUGUAAUAAAGUUGAGGUGAUUUCUUAAAAUCGUUUGAGAAAGUUUUGUAGUAAAACAAUUUGCCUCUCUUUUACGUAGGAAUUGUGAAAGGGCCAAAGACCAACAUCUUCACAUGCAAAUUGUGUGCAUGAGUUAUUUUUAUAAUUCUGUUUACUAGAUUACUGUUUGAUAACUCGAAUUCCCUCACGUACGAACCACUAAAGGGGGCAAAGUCCAACACUUUCACGUGCCAGCUGUGUGACUGUACAUCUCAUGCAGAUUGGCUUUUCACAACAAUAGUAGUAACUUGGACGUAUGAAGACCUGUUUCGUUUAGUAACCAAUGCCUUAAAAAGGCUCUUGUCUUAUAAGAAGCAGUGGCUUUUAAAACAUAACGAAAUAAGUUGUCGGAGUUAAAGACUGUUUCACAAAUGUUAAUAAAUGUUAGGUUAUCAACCUUGACGUUGCAUGAAACAUAAUUUAAUUGCAGAUGUUAUAAUGAAGCCGAGGUGAUUUCUUAAAAUCGUGUGAGAAAAUUUUGUAAUAAAACAAUUUGCCUUUUUUUUACGUACGAAUUGUAAAAGGCCAAAGACCAACAUCUUCACGUGCAAAUUGUGUGCGUGAGUUAUUUUUAUAAAUCUGUUUACUAGUUUACUGAAUGAUAACUCGAAUUCCCUCACGUACGAACGACGAAAGGGGGCAAAGUCCAACACUUUCACGUGCCAGCUGUGUGACUGUACAUCUCAUGCAGAUUGGCUUUUCACAAUGAUAAAUAGUAACUUGGACGUAUGAAGAUCUGUUUUGUUUUGUAACCAAUGCCUUAAAAAAGACUCUUGUCUUUUGAGAAGCAAUAGCUUUUAAAACAUGAAGAAAUGAGUUGUCGGAGUUAAAGACUGUUUCACUGAACUAUUCAGUAUUCGAUGAGUCACAUUUUGGCUUAAGAAACUCCGAGGAAACCUUAGAGUUUUCCUUCUAAUCAACGUUUGGUGAGUAGAAGUUUAUUUCACUUUAACCAUUUGUUUAACUUGCAUGAUGUAACAGGGAAAGACAGAGGAAAGUGAAUAUAUAGGUUGAGGAUCCACUCAGCUGAGCGUUUCGCGUUUUCAUUUAUGCACCGCAAUACGCAAUUUCGCAUGAAAACCCAAUCUACAUUUAGGAUGAAAACGGGUAGAUUCAUCACUCUUGGUAAGGUUACACCGAAGCAUUAAAGUUACACUGAAGCAUUCAAAAUAGCUCAUGCACGUUUAACGUGCCUAUGUUUCAUCUCAUGUCUUCUGUAAUUUUUAAAUAAUACCUUUUAAAAUAAUGUUUUAGAUAAUUUUAUUACUUGAUUAAUUCUCUAGAUCUAUUUAUGAUGUAAUAAUAGGUGGCUUAUUUUUAAGGAGUCUUGUACUCUGUUUUAAGGCUACCACAUUGAGCGAUUGAUUGAUUUAAUUGUCAUUGUAAUUGUAAAUCUGAAACUUGAUUAAAUUAGAAUUAAAAUUAAAUUUUACUGCCUCAUAAUAUAUCAAUCUUGAAACUGAAAAGUGACAUUAAACGACAGUUAAUCUCGAGAAUAUGAAUUUCUUAAAAAUAUCUAUCCAGCGCUUUCAAAAUUAUUCGCUUAUUUGUUAAUUAAAAGUAGACCAAAUUUUUUUCCAAACCGCUAACAAGAGUGCAUCGAUACUUACUAAUCAAAUCCUUCUUUGUAGCAAUCAGCUAGAGCUAUCUAUGUGAUCUUUGUUACAUGUUUUUUAACAGACUGAAACUACAAUGACGUGUAAUUGCAUUUCAAAAGCGUCUUGUUUUGUACAGAUAACGGCUGAAAAUCAAGAUUGUCCAGUUUUUUACCGUAUUUCCAACUAUAAAAACUUCAUACCAAAAUAUCUCGAUAACGCUGUCGUAGAUUUCGCUUAAACGUCAGGAGCAUCGGGGACAAAAAAGUUCCUGUGAACGAUUGAAAAAAGAACAAUUCCCAGUGCCGAGAAAUAUAACUGCAAGUAAAAUAGGUAAUGGUGUCAGUUCGCUGGUAUGACAACUCCAAUUUCAACGCAAGUAGUGACGGGAAUCGGCUGAAAUUUUAUCAUCCGUCAUCGGAAAUAAACGGAUUGACCCAACUGAUCGAUCAUCGAUUUUACUCGGAAAAUCUAUCGAUAAAAAAACAUGUCUGUUUCACCUGUGUACAAGUCACAGUGGUAUUAUUAUUAUUAUUAUUAUUAUUAUUAUUAUUAUUUACAUUAACAUUAGUAAACUAACUGAUUUUCUUCUUAAUAGUAUUUAGAAAUUGCAUUCCCCAAGCCUGGUAGGUUAUUUAAUCUGCCAUCGAGGGUAAUUUACAGUUUACACAUUUUUUUUGGUUUUUAUUCGUCAUCAAUAAGUUUUUUUUCAUUUGUCCGCGAUAAUCGAUUGUCAUCAUCCAUAAUCGAUUGUCGCAACGCUUAAAGAUUUUCGAUCAAUGAUCGAUUAUAAUCGAUGACGGGCACACCCCUAAUCGCAACCCUGAUUGAUAACAAAUUUUCAUCUUUAUCUAAUACAGCUGUGGUGGUAAUUUUUCCAAAUCUUUGUUAAUGGUGACGUAUGCAAUUACCCCAUGAGCCAAUGGCUUUUCUUUUACUUAACAUCUCACUAUUAUAAUUAAUAUUCCAGAAAAACUAAGAUUUAUGACUGUUUUGCUAACUUUUGCUUUAGUCGUUAGCCUUGCUCCACUGGUGUUUGCAUUGCCAGUAAUUUACUUUCCUAGGGAAGGGUAUUAGGGAUUGUUCUUUUGUUCUUUUUGGCAAAAGAGGGGGUGUUAGUUUUAUAUUGUGGUUGGGGGCGGGGGUGAUGAUGCUCAUUUAAGAGGCUGUUCCAGUAAAACCUGCCCACUCAAUUUCGCGUGAAAGAUAAUUUUGCCUGAAACUCUGGCAAGUGAAAGGCUUUAUCUACACUCUUAACUACAAUAGGUUUGCUUUGGUAAAAAAUAAUUUUCUGGCCGGAUUGUCAGCGUGGGAUUCAAAUAUGGCCGCAUACCAGCAGUUUUUAAAGUACAUUUACUGGAAUUUUAUGGAAUCUGGCAUCUCAGGGACUCGAAAAUGGCUCAAUUUGUGAAUCAGUGCCAGUAAUGAAUUAGGUAAGCCAUACUUUUGACAAAAUCUGCUUGAGAAAGAUCCGUAACGCUAGAGCUGAAAAUAUCACAUUAUCUCAAAUAUGCGUUGACACGAACGGUCAUAACUUUUAAAAUACUGAAAUAGAACAUGGGUUUUUGUAUAUUCUUAAUAACAGUUGAUCUAUCUUUUGGACUAUUUGGUCUAGAACAUUCAACUAGGUCCCAAACGUCAGAAAAACCUUUUGUACCAGGAGCCAAGUAAAUAAAACUUUCAGUUUUCAAGACGUGCAAACUGGCUGUCGUGGGACAAAAUACUCAGCGCGACCAGACAAUAGACGGUUUUAGCUUGUAAGUUUUUUUCCCAUUACAGACCACAUAAUGCUGACUGUUUUUUGUUUCAAAUUUCGUCUUAUGCAUGUGCAUCCACUUGCCUGUGUAUACAUAAUUAAUGAAAAGACAAAAGACAAAUUCCCUGGAGAACAUUACGUGGCCUGUAUUUGGAAAACAAAACAUACAAGGUAUUAUUUUGAAUCAAAGCAAAACUAUUUUAGUUAUAGCCUUAAUAAAGCCUUUCACUUGCCAGAGUUUCAGGCAAAAUUAUUCUUCACGCGAAAUUGAGUGGGCGGUGUUUACUGAGACAGCCUCUUCAAAAUCGUCCUUGCCUCCCCCCUGCAGUAUAAAUAAUGAAUGUAGCCAUGAGUCCUUAUGUAGCCAAAUACAACAUUAAAUUUAGGGGCUUGCUUUACCCAGUACCUGUACGACAUUUUCCCAGUACCUCUCGGUCAAUUCGCUUGGGUGACGUAUCUGAGGCGAACGGGCGGGAAACAUGUUUGCUUUUCCACGUGACCCAAAACGCUUUGUCCUCCCGGGAUAAUGAGGCCUGGCAACUAGGCAAGAGCUUGCUGAGAACUUGGUCAUGUGUAGGAGAGAGGAAAGGGCUGGUGAUGUACUUCAGGCAAGAGUUAUAUUCUAAAUAUAUUAGAAUAUAUUACUACUUUGAUUGAACUUGACUCACUGCAAUCAAUUUUGCUGCAAAUAUCAGACUGUUGGCAAGUCACCAAACCUUUACUUGACUUUACUUUAAAAUCUAAAUGGGGGGCCACUCAAGUUGUAGCCUGCAAAAACAUCCGUUUCUCCUCGCUUUUCGCCGCUUGGGACGUUUCGCUCGGAGGAUCGUCUGCGACUCAGCGACAGAAAUUCCAUGCUGAUGACGUAAAAUCUGUCCGGAAACCUGUCAGAAGCGCUGAUUGGUUGACGGAGUAGUUACAUUGUUUUAGUUUUUGUUUACGAAUGACAGACAAAAGACAAAAGGCCACAAAGGUCAAAUGUACAGGUAAACGCGAAGAAUCUCUAACAAAACAGUCAAUAUUUGUGGAAUAGAGUCUUCCCUGGAAGAAGCGUUUGAGUUUCGCUGGAGCUCGUUGGCAGAUGAACACAACUCUUUAAUAAAAUCGACCAGAAGACACAUAAAAUUGGACAAAUGUAUAUUUCGAACCCCAUGACAACCGAAAUUAUUAUGUAAACACUGAUUUGCGUCAUCAGUAUGGAAUUUCUGCUGCUGAGUCGCAGACGUUCCUCCGCGCGAAACGUCCCCAGCGGCAAAGAGCAAGGUGAAACGGAUGUUUUCGCAGGCUAAUCAAUUUGAGUAUUGUAAUGGCUUAAAGUUUAUUGAUUAUAUUUUAAGUAUAUUCUAGACAGAAGCUUCGUUUUUUAGGCUUGGCUAAAUCAUUAUUAUUGGUUCGUAUUUAUGCAUUCUUUAUCUUUCAAACUUUGGAUCUGUAGGUCUAGGUUCAGGCUUUGCUUUAAACUACAAAAAGCCCUGGUUUCAGUGAGCCCAAGGCCUAGACCUAAUUUAAACAUAAACAAUUAAAAUCUGACCCAAUUUCAAAACCAAAAUGGCACAAAAAGCAUACCUUUACGUAUAUAGUUAUGUACGUACCUACAUACAAGUGUACCUCACCCAAGAAGAUAUUUACUCCAUUUUUUCAUCUGGGCCUGGUUCCUGAAAGGCCGAUUAGCACUAUUCCAGGAUUAAAAUUUCGUUCCACUUUGUGUGUUUAUCUUCCUAUGCCUUGCUUAGGGUAACAUUGUGUGUUAUCAUUUCUCUUUUUUCAAAGUAAAGGCAAAACAGAAUUUUUAAGCUUCAGUUACAUGUUCUAAGACGAGAAAACUUUGCUUAAAAUUUGGCUUAAUCCUGAGUUAAACUUAACCAUCUUUUAAGGAACCGGGGCCUGGCCACCCAAUUGUACCGGUGAUGACAAAGAGUUGAGGGUAACCCUGUGAUGGAGUAGCAUCCCAUCCAGGGGGCUUACUACAAUAUUCUUACAGUGUCUGUAGGUGAGUCAUGCUACAGAAACCCAGGUGAGGCUUUACUUUUGUUGUUGUUAUUUUUUAUAGAGGCUUCAACCAUCCAGCCCUUACUGAACGCGACAACAACUGAACGGGAAAACUUGAAUCUCUCUUGUAAUGCAUCUGGUACUCCUCCGCCAGUCGUGUCAUGGGUGAGAAUCAGCACUGGUCAACGCUUUGAUGGUCAUGUGUUAGCACUCACGAAUAUUAACAGGGGCGAAGCUGGAGACUACAGAUGUGAAGCUAGUAAUGACUGUGGGAAUGACUCAAAGACUACGACAAUUCAUGUUAAGUGUAAGUACAGUUUCUUGUUCAGCUGUCACAGUGGUUUGCACUAGUAUAAGUGACACGUACAGUUCAACAGUUUAUGCUCAACAAACAGUGUGUUACAGACCUGUCUUGAUUCUGGUCCAGUGCGUGAGCAUUAACAUAACAACUACUUACCAUUACAGUACCUAAAAAACCUGUUUUCACGCCUUAUUAAAGUUUCUUUUAAAAACCAUUACCUAUUUUACUUGUUCACAAAAUCACCGUUAAAAACAUUUCAAAAUGAUUUUAAAGGCCAUUUUGUAUUGCUGCCAUGUGGAGAACUGUGACUGAUUUCCGUGCUUUGUGUAGAACCAUUUGUUUUCGUUUCGCAACAGAAUAAGAAAAGGAACGUACAGUCAACUCUCUCUAAGAUUGUGUCUUGCAAUAUGUGUCUGUCUUAGGGAUAUGUCCAUCUAGGAGGAGUUAAGAAUAGGGGCCAACUCGAGGUGUCUGUUUUAGCAAGGUGUCCAUUUUAUAGAGGUGUCAUUUAAGAGAGUUGACUAUUGUCAUGUACUGACGAGAGAUCCGAGAACUCACCCGGACAACAUGGCGGUUCACUACAAACACGUUUUAUUGAAUCUAUGUGUGUGCAUGUGAUUACUAUAAUUAUAUGGUAAAUGCACAGGGAGACCAUAACACUUCCUCCACACAAAAAUGAUCCGUCCCUAGUUUGUAACUGAGCCUAAGAUACAAUCAUAAGGAAACAACUAAAUCGACUAACAGUGUACGGUAACGUGCAGUUUCUAAGAAAAACAGAAAAACAGUUCAGAGGUCCAGUCUCUGUUUUGCCCUGCGCACUCUCUGAGGGUACCGCCCCUCAUGGACCAUAGGACUGACUAGAGUCGCUUCAGAAGGAUCGGGAACUAUAGGUGUGGGAACAGGAACCAUCUCCGGUUGAUCUGCCAUGGGAAUCUCUGGAACUGUACCAACCACAUUAGGUGGAGCACUCAGUUGGAUUGGCGCUGGUGGUGUGCUGUGUCAGUGUCGAUGUCAGUGACCUCAACUGCGCGCUCAACUGCUGUUGGCUUCAAGUGGUCGACAUGUCGACGCCAAAUAACCCCUGGUGCCACCUGCACCUCGUAAAUCAGUGGACCUGUCUUGUUGACAAUCAGCCCUUAACGCCACUUCAGAUCCCCUCGAUAAUCUUGUGAAAUCACCGAGUCACCAACCUCUAACUGACGACGCUGUCUACCCUUCUCAUUCGCGGCCCUGAUGAUCUGCUGGUGCUGUUGGUUAACCAUAUUACGGUUCAAGUUGGGUUUCACCAAAUCUAGACAAGUGUGCUACCGUCUUUCAACGAGUAACUGUGCUGGGCUCACACUGAUAGUGAAGUGAGGAGUGUUCCUAUAAGCUAUGGGAAAAUUUGCCAACUUCGCCUUCACUGGCGUAGAGCUUUGAUGCAUGGAACGUAAUGCCUGCUUGAAGGUUUGUACUGCCCUCUCCGCUCGACCGUUUGUAGCCUGAUGGUAUGGCGCUGAUGUUAUAUGACGGAUGCCAUUGGACCUGACGAAUGCCUGGAACUCCUCAGAAACAAAUUGUGCACCAUUGUCGCUAAUGAUCUGUUCAGGAAUUCCAAAUCUGGCGAACAAAUUGCGUAGGACUUCGAUGGUCGAACUUGGAAGUGGUGGAACUAACCGGAAACACUUCCGGCCACUUGCUGUGUGCAUUGACAACCACUAAGAACUUGGAGUUGUGAAACGGGCCGGCAUAGUUGAUGUGUAUGCGUUGCCAUGGUGCAGUGGCCUACUCCCACCGAUGCAGUGGUGCUUUAGUAGGCAUCUUCUGGUUUUGCUGACACCCACUACAGGCUUUCGCUAGUUCUUCCAGUUGGCCAUUGAUAUUAGGCCACCAGACGUAGCUCCUCGCUAGUGCUUUCAUCUUUACCACACCCAGAUGCCCGUCCUACACUCUGUCUUGGAGCCUAUUGGGGAUUCCCCAUAGAAUGCAACCUUGGUGAACCAUAGUAAGGCUUGUCUCCAUCUACGCGAGCAGACCAUCCUUUCACAAUAGACUCGUGCAGCCUUGCCAGGACUGGGUCACGACGUGUUUCUCUAGCAACUGCUUCACUAGUUACAGGUAGUGGCAGAAACUGGGAUGCGUGGAACACCUCUGACGAAUCCACUCCCAUCUCUUCACCCUCCUUUCUGCUGGAGGGGGAGCCAAGACAGUCCAUCAGCAUUGCAGUGCUCGGUCGUACUCUUAUAGUCUAUCCUGUAAUCGAAACCAGCCAAGAACAAUGCAUAUCGCUAGAGUCUCAAAGCGGUCAUGGUAGGAACUCCCUUUUCUGGGUGGAAAAUGGCAGUGAGGGGCUUGUGGUCUGUAAUGAGCGUAAAUCGCCUCCCCUAGAGGCAUACAUGGAACCGUUUCACACCCCACACAAUGGACAAUGUCUCCUUGUCAAUCUGUGCAUACUUGGGUUCUGUCUUGGUCAACGAUCGGGAUGCAAAAGCUACCGGCCUUUCGCUGCCAUCAGGCAUGAGGUGUGAAAGAACUGCACCGAUGCCGGUUGGUGAAGCAUCACAUGCAAGCCUAACUGGUAACACUGGAUCGUAAUGCGUUAGCACCUGCUCAGAUGUAAUCAUGCGCUUAGCCUCGGUGAAGGCUUGCUCGCACUGUUCAGUCCACUGCCAUUCACUGCAUUGUUCUAACAACUGGUGAAGUGGGUGGAGAACUGUGGACACAUUAAGCAAGAAGCAGUUGUAAUAGUUAAGGAGCCCUAAAAAUGAGCAAAGCUGUGACACAUUCUCAGGUCUAGGUGCGCUAACUACUGCCUCGAUCUUCUCUUGUGUCUUGUGGAGACCUUCUCUGUCGAUCUUAUGCCCUCAGAACUGAACUCUAUCCCUGAAGAACUCACACUUCUCCUUGUUGGCAUUCAGACCCGCAUCUUGUAGUUGCUUGAGCAUGCUCUCUAGGUUCUCCAAAUGCUCUUCAUUGGUUUUGCCCGAAACGAUUAUGUCAUCCAGGAUACACUGGGUGCUGGUAUUCCCUGUAAUACCUCGAAGAAAUGCCAAAAACUAAGCGAUUGUAUUGGAAGAGGCCCUUGUGUGUAUUGAUCGUAGGGAAUUUCUUGGAUUCGUCUGUUACUUCCAUCUGGUGAUUAGCUUGGCGCAGGUCAAGUUUGUUAAAAUGCUUAACCCCAGCCAAAUUCGCAAAAAUAUCCUAUAUGUGCGGCAGAGGAUACUGUUCUGCAAGAAAUACUGGAUUGACUGAAACCUUGAAGUCACCACACACACACACUGAUCCGUUUCGCUUAACUACUGGGACAAUCGGGGUAGCCCAUUCACUGUAUUCUACGUUAGAAGGAAUACCGUCCUUCUCGAAACGUGUCAAUUCUGCUUCUACCUUGGGGCGGAGUGCAUAUGGAACUUGGCGUGGCUUAUGACAGCUAGGCUGGCAGCCCUCCUCGACCUUCAAAUCAGCCUUGUGGCCUUUAAGUGUGCCCACGCCCUCAGAAAAUACAGAGUCGUACUGCUGCAACAACUGAUCCACUUUGCAUUGCACGACCCCUUCCAGAGUCUUGCUAAGCUUAAGGGCUUUGAUUUCACCCCAGUUCAGCUGAAUUUUCAAGAGCCAGUCACGCCCAAACAAUGCUGGCUCCGGUGUCUCAACCACUUGUAGUGUUAACUCCUUUUCCUGGCCCUUGAACUUAAGAUUACACUUCAUCUCUCCCUUAGGUGUGAUUUUCUGCCCAGUGUAGGUUUUAAGCGUUACAGGGCUCUUUGCAAGUUUCACAUGACCAAAAAUGUUUCUUAUACUGUUUGUAUGGGAGUACAGACACAGCUGAACCUGUGUCUAGUUCCAUCUUGACCACCCUUCCCUGUACUUCGGGGCUGACCCAUAUGACGUGUUCCUUGUCGCUCACGUUAUUAACCUCAAGGAAUCCCAAAUAAUCAUCGCUGUCCCCGUCAUCAGUGUCCACAAAAUUUACUGGGGGUUAGGCAGCUUGUGUCUCCCUUUUCUUGGAUUUACAAGCCCUCACAAUAUGGCCGGUCUUGUUACAGUGGUGACAUUUUUCCUUUUUGAAGGGACAACUUUUAUGAUCAUGAUUUCCCGAACAGCGGUAGCAACUUUAAUCUUUGGUGGAUGGGGAACCCUUUUUCUCUGAAGUCGUAACUUCUUUCUUAGGUUUAGGCUUCUUGCUUGGCCUUGACUUGGCUAACAUAUCGACUGGGUUUGACUCUUUUUACCCCCCCCCCAAGAGCUUCGACAUCCUUGUAAGAUUGCUCAAUAGCGAUGCACUUCGCUACAGCAACAUCAAAUGUCAGUUGCUCGAGUUUGAGUUUCAAGAACUCUGACAUCAUUCUCUUACAUGUAUCUCGAAUACCCGAAACCUUUGCAAACGCGUGGCAUCAAGGACAUACUGACUCACCGUUUCUCCUGCGUUACGCGCUCGGUUGUCAAACUCAUACCUGGCGACUAAGGCAUAUUUCUGGGGCUUCAAUUGCUUUUAGAGACGCUCUACGAUCGUGUCGUACGUGAGAGAAUCUUCUCUUAACGAUAUCGGGGCCAGUUGGUACGUUUCAGUGGGAAGAUCAGUUAACAGGACGGCUUUGUUCUGUUUCGAGUUGGUCACUCCAUUGGCCACGAAGAAGAAUUAUAGCUGUUCUGCGUACGCCUCGAAGUCAGCUCCCACUGUGAACUUCUGAACUUUCCUGAUGUUACGAACCGGAUUUGCUGCCGCAUCAGACUCGAUUGUCAUCUUGAAACGUAGUGUUGAUCUUGUUCAGGAAUGUCUUCACUUUUUCGCAGUAAAAUAUCCCGUAAGAUCCCAUCCUCGUCGCCAAAAUUUUCAUGUACUGACGAGAGAUCCGAGAACGCACCCAAACAACAUGACGGUUCACUACAAACACGUUUUGUUGCAUCUAUGUGUGCGCAUGUAAUUACAAAACAUGGUAAACGCACAACUGUAGAAAUAAUACCGUAAAAUUCCGAAAAUAAGCCCCAGGGCUUAUAUUUUUCAAAGGCCUUUUUUGAGGGGCUUAUUUUUGGAGGGGCUUUAUAUACGGAGGGAAAUUUGCGUUUCAAAAUCGAUUGGGCUAGCUUAUAGUUGCAAGGAAAUUUAUGCCAGUUAUUAGCAGAAAUUUCAACUGAAACUCGCCUUGAGGACGUACAUGUAGAUCUUACUAAAACUCAGCCGUGCAAGUAAAUUGUCUAUAUGGAAUGAGGAAAUACAAGCCAAGAGUUAAGAGUUAACUACGCAAACAGCAAUAUACUGUGACACUUUUUGACCGCAAUCAUUAGCACACUUAAUAGUUCUAUGAGAAAUGCAAAAUUAUUUUGUCAAUGUACAGUUUUUGCUUGCUUGUAUUUUAAAUUUAAGGGCAAUUUCCAGGUACGAGUCCCUUGAGGCUUGUAUCUGGAGGGGCGAUUUAAAGGAAGGUUUUUUGCGUUACGAGUUUGGGGGGGCUUAUUUUACGGAAUUUUACGAUACUAUUGUAUCGACUAAUUUUAUGUUUGUAUCCUUCAGUUAAACCAACUGUGACAUUCAAACGAUGUCCCACUCCAGUUACUGAGGGUCAUAAUGCGACUCUUUAUUGCAACGCUACUGGUUACCCUGUGCCUAAUUUUGCAUGGAUCAAUGCGAGUUCAGGAAAUAUUGAGUCGCCUACCAAGACUCUUGUGAUAACAGCUAUUACAAGGAGUCAAAGAGGCAUCUAUAUAUGUCAUGCAUCAAAUGAGAUCGGAAAUGGCACACAGACCUGUGAAAUUGAUGUGUACUGUAAGUUGCAUUUAUUAUUGAAUAGAAGAUUUUAUUGAGAUAACAAAUUUUAGCUCAAAGGUUUUGAGCACUACAUGUAGUUGCCUACAAAUUUCAUUCAGCAAAUGGAGCUUUCUCUUGGUGUUUAAUGCUUCUUUGCUAGAAAAAUAACUGUAGAUUGGUUAUACUUUUACAAUCCUUUACCAAGAAUAUAUCUAAAUAUCUAUCUCUAACCCACCCUAUGGCCAGUACGUUUUGGGUUGAUGUUUGACCCACUACCCCUAUUCCCUAUUUUUGGUAUUGUUACCCUAUUCUAAAGGGUACAAUACCCAAUCUUUAAGGCUCUCCCUAGCAAUAGAGUCUAAAUUUAAAAAUCCAGUGGAAGGUAGCUGCUGCCCACAGCUUGCAGUCUGGUUUACAGUGCAGGUUUUGUCCACUAUUAUGUACAUUAUAAACAACAUAUUGGGACCUAUAUGCAUUUUAAAGUCUGUCUCUUUAGAUAUGUAGAACAAAAGCAAAAUUUAAUCUUGGUUUGACAAUUAUUGUUAGAGAGGUCAAGCAAAUGAUAACUCAAAAUGAAGUGGGACAAAUUAUAGUGUUGUUUACUCGAACAAAGCUUCCUUGCUUUUCUUUUGUAACAAACUCGUUGUUGUUUAUUGUAAUUUUUUAGAAUAAGCGCAAGGCAAUGUGGUCGAACGAUAACAACUGAUACCCUACAUAAAAAUACGUUCACCUCUCUCGUAAGCGACCAACCCUGGUGCAUGACAAAGUGGCAAAUUGGGCUUUUAUUAAAAACUGAUUUGUUUUAUAAUCAUGUGAAAACCCUUCGAUACCCUUCGUCUGCUCAUUAAGCUCUCUUUUCUCCUUCAUAUGAAAUGUACAAGUAUCACUUAAACACUUCCCUUUGUCAAUGCGUGAAAGAAAGGCUCAGUUUAUAUGUCGUGCUUCUGCCGUGCCGAACUCAACUCUUUUUUGAAAUAGCAGCAAAGAACAAACAAACAAAAUAGGUAAGUAAAUAACACACACACUAUACACUGUAUGGAGAAAAAGACGGAUAUGGUCAACUUUCAAAUUGUCUAAUAAAUAGAUGUCGUUUUAGUUAGCGUGGGAAGGAGAAAUUUGGGAGAUCUUUCAAAUGAUAGGGGAGAUCUUUCACAUUUCCGGAAUCACAUUGUCAUAAUUUAUGAAUUUAGUACGAGAUAUUUGAAUUACUGCCAUCAAAAGUCGUGUAGCACGGCAGACCUUGUCGAAUUUAAUUGUUCUACCGAACCAAACUCAAAAUGUUUAUUCAGAAGUCGUGUUUCUGCCAUGCCUUUGGCUGAAGUUCGGCACUGUAGAAGCACGAGUUAUGAACUGGACCUAACUUCUUUACCGAUAACAUAUAAGCUGACUAUUGACAAUUUAAGGGGCUAGGUCAAGCAUUAGCCACUAUUCGCUAAAUAAUCCUCCCGCACACUCCAAAAAAUAAAGAAAAGAAAAAGAAAAUGAUCUUUGCAACACCGAGAAACACCUACAAAAGCCAAAAGAGCGCGUGAGGGUGGAGAUUGGCAAAGAAAGAAUUGUUUCAUUCCUCGCCACUUGUGUCCAUGACUCCACCAUUUCUGCAUUAUAUGUAUUGCAUUUGGGUGAACAUAAAAGACGUCGAACUAUAUGAAAGUGUGAGUCACAGUAGUGAAAAAUGAAUGAUUUUCCAGUAAUCGGAGACCCCUGUUUUGCGCACAGGAUAAUGGGAUCGCCAGGGGGGCAAACAUUGCGAGUCGCUAAAAAGAAAUGUAUGGCGUGGAGUUGUUUCUCCGUUAAAGGCAGUGUCUUUGGACAUAAAAUGCCGCAUUUUGCCGUGAUUUUAUGAGAAACCGAGGUGACUAAUGUUGGUGCGUUGAAAUUUCAAGUUUCUGUGUGAUUAAUAAGAUAAAUUUUAUCGACAAACACUCCUUGCGUGAGGUUGAGUCUGAAAUUUAUGUUUACAGAAUUUACACAGUGAUCUACAUGAAGAAAAGGUCUCGAGAUAUAUAGUGCAAAUUUAGGUAUACAUGUAGGGGGAUUGGCUCAUUUAAGCGUUUAAGUUAUAAUUACGUGUGGUGAAAUUUACGACGAGUGUAACUACGCUCGGCCGCGAUCAGCGCUGUGCGGUUUAAUAUGACAAGACAACAAUCGUAGGUGUGUACGAGGCCAUGAAAGUAAAAAAUCCUCCUUUACUUUGGUAUAAACAAAGUGACAUCUACAAAAUAUUUCAUGGAAAGUACAUAGUAUUUAACCAUUAGUAGAUGAGGCAGAAAUCAUACGAACGAGUAAGAUUUCUGAUACAAAAGCAGUCAGAGUGUGUAAAAAAGUACCAAGUUGAUGUGCGAAAUUCAGAUAUUCUAUAUCUUCCCUACUGAAAAUGACUGGAAAAGGCAUUACAACUCAUCAGUGCUCUGGAUCAUGGCAAAACAUUUCGCUUGUGUUUUUUUUGGCAAGAAGAAAUCAAUAUACUAAUGCGGGGAAGAUGUUUUGUUUUAAAGUUAAUACAUAUCAAAUCCGACAAUACAUAACCUUACCUUCGAUUGUUGUUACUAACCGGCACAGCACAGCAUUGUGAUUGCCGCCGAUCGGAGCGUAAUUACACUCAUUGUAAAUAUGAGCACAUGUAAGUACAACUGGAAAGGCUUAAAUGAGUCCGCAUUUCCCGGUCAUUUAUACCUAAGUUAGUACUAUAUAUUUCGAGACCAUUCAGUAAAUUUCACAGUCGACCUUACGCAAGGAGUGUUUAUCGAUAGAUUUCAUAGCAUUGAUCCCACAAAAACUUAUAGACUGUUCACAGUCCUCUAUUUUCCCGUACGAUCGUCGAGAUCGUGCGCUUUGCGUUUCAGGCUGCCAUCUUGCAUGAGUGUCAAAACUACUUAGGGGCGGGGGCGGUUUGGGAGGAAGCGUGAAAAAUAGAGGGACUGUAAUAACAUCACUGCAGCUCGCGUUCAGGAGGCGUGACAGGAAUUUCACGCCUUCUACCAUUCAUUAAUUAAGAAACUCCGCUUGUGAUGAAAAACAUGCCAGACACAUUUAGCAUCGAUUACUCGUGUUUAUAAAUAUCUCCUUUCGAAACAGUGAUUUUAUAAUGUUUCUAGGCCAUUCCUCGAAAUAAAAUCGGCAAACAUACGCAAGAAAACAUUUUUCUAAUCAAAUACCAAAAAUCCUUCGUGUGUUUGCACAAGAUGUGCCUUAUGGUAUGAAAGCGUACGUUUUAUAGAAACGUCGACUUGUCAACGACUUGUCAGUGUCGGCAACUUAAACUAAACCCGUUGUCAACGCAAAUUAAUAUCUAUUGUCUAAUGACCAAUCAAACGCCUGGGUUGCUGGUACAACGCGCUCCGUGAACGCGAGCUGCAGUGAUGUUAUUACAGUCCUUCUAUUUUUCUCGCCCCCCCCCCCCCUAGAGCUAUAAUCCCCGACGCCCGCCCCCUCGGUACAUUUGAAAAUCAAGAUAGCCGUGACGGAAAGACGCGGUAUAUCUAAACUAUCUCACGAAAAAAUAGGGGACUGUAAACAGUCUAAAAAACUUACAAUUUCAAAGCACCAACAUUAGUCACCUCUGCUUCUCAUAAAAUCUCGGCAAAAUGCGGCAUUCUCUGUCCAAAGACACUGCUUUUCACUGAGAAACAGCUCCACGCCAUACAUUUCUUUGUAGCGACUUGCAAUGUUUGCCCCCUGGCGAUCCCACAAUCCUGUGCGCACAUUACUGGAAAAUCAUUCAUUGUCUUUUAUCUUGCUUUUGUCUAUGAAGAAUUUUUAAUGGGUCUGCCUAUUUGUAGUUUUCAGCUUGAAAUUAACUAAACCAAUAAGGAAAAUCUACUUAAAACUAUUACCUAACUCCUAAGUACCAAACUAAGAAACUACAUGUACUGUAUGUCGGCAUCACGAAGCUCUUCUGGUGGACAACAAGAAGAAAGGAACGGAGUGGAAAAAUGGAACAACCACCCAGCCCCCCUCCCUUUCUCCCUUAAUUUUCUUUUUUCUUUCUUUCUUUUUUUUUUUUUCAUUUUGCACUGAGCUACCCAUUUCACUCAGCCAUUUUACCUAUUUGGCUGCUUGAGGAUCAGCGAUUGAUUGAGUUAUGUUUAUUACAUCUCACUAACUGCAACUGUUGCUUAUGUUCUCUCAUUUUUUUAAGUAUCUGUUUUAUUUCAAUUUUUCUGUGUUGUUUUUUAUUAUUCCAACAUAGAAGUGUAGGCUGGGUCUUUUACGCUUCCGUUUAUUCUUUCUAAAUUUUGAUUAAAUUUAAAAUGACAUAACAAUAAGAGUGAUAAUUAUAAUCAUUUAAGUUAAUAAUAAUAAUAAUAAUAAUAAUAAUGAUAAUAAUUACAAUAAAAAAUAAUAAUAAUGUUACUUUGAAGAAAAAAGGGUACUAAGUAAGAAUAAGAAUUAAUUGAAUGUAAGUCACUUUUUUCAUGUAAAUGUUAUUUAACAAUGUUCAAUACUAUACAGACGUACACGAAACAAACGGAAGGAAUAGGGCAGGGAGUCCCUAAAAUUUAAUUUACGUCACACGUGACUGGUUUUCGUCAGACUCUUUUAUACGGUCCGACAGUUAAUGUAGUGUUGAAGAAGAUCUACUGCGUCACCAAUUAUAAAAAAAGGCGACCGACCAAAAAUGAGCAACAUUUGACAGGCCUGAGUCGUAUACCUUUAUUUGUCGUGAAUCAUGGUGCUGAAUCCAUCUAAUUGUAGUUGUUUCGCCUUAAAACAAAAGGAGCUCUCGCUUUAAAUUUGACAACAAUUCCUUUAAAGAUAGCUUUCGUAUUACACUGUCGGAUUCCUGUAAGUGUAUACCUUCGAUUCUCCAAAUCUCUCAUACCUGAUGUCGAUGAAAGAUCGAUAUCCGGGAUCCAGCGGUGCCUUGAUGACUUGAUGUUUUGAAAGGAAUGGUAGUCCAUAGUUCUUUCUCAACCGGAGGAGUAAUAGUUUUGUUCGUUGGCAAUGGAAUUUUUUACCAGGUGGACCUGUUUUAGGGUCAGAAAUUUCACCCGGAAAGGCGGCAAGGCUUUUAGUGUAACCUACCUCGGGCAUGUGUGUAGUUCGAAUUUUUCACCAAAAGGAGAAGUUUUUUUUAUACUGCGCUUUACAUGUAAAGUAAAUGUGUCGUGCUUACUUUAAGAAAAGUACAUUUCCGUGCUGUGGAGAUGUAAAUGAGUCUUAGCGUCAUUCUCCGCAAAACGCUAAGAAAACAGGUAGCCGUCUGUUGCUUCUUCUGAGGUCAAGUCCUAAAGUUAUUAGAGCCCUGGAUCUUUAUCAUGUUAUCAGGUAUGAGUCAGUGAUUUAAGCCAUUACAUUUUUUACACUUGAAUUACACAGUAAUUACCCAGUCUUUUACUACUGCUCGUGAAAAUAACGCUCGGGUAAAAUUGUGAAGAUUUUUCGUUUGCACGAUUGGUCUGCUUGUGUCAUCUACAUUUGUGCAUUACUAAUAUUGGGAAACCCGUUUUUUAACUCUCCGAGGAGGACGUUCUAAUGCUUGUUGACUUUUAAAAACAGUCUUGUUUCUGCACUGUUUCUGGCCUUAGAAUAGUUUCACCUGGUGAAAAGUGUAACUGUAUGUCUGUCUAAUAAGAAAAUUAACCCGCAACCAACUAACACAAUGAAUUUCUGAGUCUAAUCUUCACUAUCUCAUCACUAUUUAACCGGUGCUUUAUUCAGUAAAUCAUUAACAACUAUGACUUAGGAUGACCACAAGCUCGAUAUACAGGCCAUCUUAACAGGAUAUUUUAACUCUGGCUUAAUCAUUUUCUUCUCUUCAGGAAAAAAUACUUUUCUGAAAUCACCUGUCUUUGAUUCUUUACACCUUUUUAUUGAAAAGAACAAUGAUUGUAUACAUCACUUGUAAUUUCUUUGUUUAAUGACAUUUAUUUGUAUUGUAGAUCGGCCCUCCUCUUCAUCAAUAACAACUAUUCCAAGUAACUACACAGUGCUGCGUGGAUCUAAUGUGUCAUUUACCUGCACUACAGACGCUAAUCCUCCUGCCAAUAUGUAUCACUUUUACUUUAAAGGAAGUUUGUUAGAGAGCAGUUCUUCAGGUGUGUUCAAUCGCACUGUUGAGGACGAUGGAUUGUUCACUUGUGUUCCUAUCAACACAGUCGGCACAGGAGACAAUGCUACCGUCAACGUCACUGUUGUUGGUGAGUCAGUAAACAGACCACACAUGCAUUGAUUCUUUCAGCGGUUUACAUUAUACCUUAUCUGUUAGGGCAGCUUUGUUGUCCCGUCACGUUUUGAACAUAUUUUGUUCAGUGUAUUGCCGUUGCUAAGCUAAUGUAAUAACUAUUUUCAGAUGCUCCGGUGGUAGAAAUCAAUGAAACAGCAGCCACUGUGGUGGAGG